AUGUAUGGUUCUGAAAAAUAUGAUGAUGAUUUAAAUGAAGUGCUUACGUCCGGUAGUGCAUAUGAAAUAAGUGAUGUGGAUGAGGAGUUUACUAAACUAAGAGACUUGCCUUUAAAAUCAAAGAUAUUUACAAAAAGCAAUAAUUUUUCACAAUUAGAUGAGUUCUUAGAGUCAAGAUCUAACACUCCCAUGCCAAAAAAGGUGAGAUUUGAUAAAGAAAAAGAUGCCAACAAACAAGAUUUGACCCUAGAUACAGAUAACAAUACCUUACUGUCUAAUGACUUUGAAAGGAUAGAUAAGAGCAACUACUCAACAGUAGAGAAGUCUAAGAUUGAGCAGGAAACUAGCAGAGAAAUUUCAAAUUUUGUAGAAUUACCAAUUCAUACCAAAUCUAGAGAAAGUGCAACAGAAUCGAUUGCAAGCUCUAAUACAACAAGGAACAAACAUCAUGUCGAGGAUAUAAUAGAAUAUGCUAGUCAAGUUAACAACUAUUUGGAACAGAAUUUGGAAAAUAUAGAUUCAUUUAGAGCUGAUAUCAUGAAAAGUGGGGGAAUUUAUAAACCAUUUAGUAAUUUGGCUACCGAGAAUUCAUCAGUUUGGGAUUCUACCUCCAACUUUGAGCUAAGUGCAGAUGAGUUAGAUGAAAAUGAUAAAUCUAAUUCCUUCUUAUUCAUGAAUAACUUUGAUAGAUCAUCCACGUCUUUACCAUCAGGAUUACUGAGCAGUAAUUUGAGUUUAAAAUUGAUGUCUCGAACCAAUAACGAAAGUGGCUUUAAAAUAUCUUCUUCGGCAUCAUUAACUGACUUUUUUGAAGAAAAUCGUAUUAAUAAUAGUAAUAAUAAUAGUAAUGACAAUCUUAAAGAAUAUAAUAUUCACAAAAGCGAUAAUAAUAAAAUAGAUAUUAAAAGUAAUGAAGAUAAUCAAGAUAAUCACGAUGACAAUUUGAACUUGAAUUUUGUCGAUAGUAAUAUCUAUACUUUAGAAAAUUCACCUACGAUUAUGGGAGGCUCGCAAUGUAAUAAUAUACCAGAAGAUAUGAUUUUAGGAGAUUCAGAGAUCUGUGAGAUGAAUGUUCCAAAUUUUAAAUUCCUGAAAAUAGGGGAUAAUAGUUUUAAUGAAGAAGCAACAUCGAAUAAUUAUUUUGAGGAUAAAUUACUAGUAGAUUAUGAGUCAAUUUUUAAAAUACGUCCUAUAGACGACCAAAACAAUAUGGAUAUAGUCCCUAAGACUUCUGAAGAUUCCAAAACUUCUGUAGAAGAGCAGAAAUGCCCAACUAUUAAUAUGCUUACUGAUAUAAUUGACAUAUUACUAAAAUUAACCAAAAAUAACAAUGAGUUGCAUUUUAUAUCACCAGAAGCAUCAAAAACUGAAGUUUAUGAACAAAGUAAAGAAAAAUAUGACGUAUUUAAAAUGAAGAGCACACCAACAGUUACAUACCAAAAUUUUAUUGAGAGAAUACAAUCAAAAUGCUUGUUUGAUGAAACUAUAUACUUAGGGACAAUAGUUUUAUUACAAUCACUCUUUUUAGUACGGGAAAAGGAAACUAAUCUUAUUAAAUUAAAAUAUCCUUUAGAGGAAUCAUAUGUUCAUAGGUUAUUAAUUGCAUCCAUAAGAGUUUCAUCAAAAGUACUUCAGGAUUUUGUUCAUUCCCAUGAAUACAUAAGCAAAGUGUUUGGAGUGUCAAAAAGGUUAUUAACUAAAUUAGAAGUUUCUUUAUUAUUAUGUAUCAAGAAUGAAGGUCUAAUGAUUAGUGCUGAGAGACUGUUAGCGUCAGAUAAAAUAUCGUGUGAGUUAAAAAAGUUGAUAGAGAAUCAAUAG
Tetrapisispora phaffii CBS 4417 is the source of this 1818-nucleotide messenger RNA. It is a transcript of the gene PCL8, whose product is annotated as Pcl8p. NCBI's taxonomy places the organism in Eukaryota, Fungi, Ascomycota, Saccharomycetes, Saccharomycetales, Saccharomycetaceae. Gene Ontology annotation, cellular component: cyclin-dependent protein kinase holoenzyme complex; nucleus. Gene Ontology annotation, biological process: regulation of cyclin-dependent protein serine/threonine kinase activity. The record is from RefSeq and is a predicted model, not a curated record. The coding region runs from base 1 to 1818 and encodes 605 amino acids. The transcript has a single exon. Gene Ontology annotation, molecular function: cyclin-dependent protein serine/threonine kinase regulator activity; protein kinase binding.